CGCAAAACUGUUUGUUUUGUGUGUACCACGGAGUAUACCUAGAAUUUAGUAUCGACCUCCAAUAGCUAGGAAUCUCGAACUUUGUCUAUGCCCUGCUAAGGGAUACACAUCAGUGGGGUAAUCUUAGCUUCGAGUGGCGCUUGUCCGAACAAGGCUUCGCGUAAGCUUUCAACAUCCGGGCUGUUCGCUGCUCUCCAUUGCCGCCUCGGCAACAGACAAUCUCACAGAGGGGUUUUCGCCAUGACACUUCAGGAACGUGGUGGGGAAGGUGACUGUCAGGAGACCCUUACGACCGAUGCUACAUCUGAUCUAGAGAGUCCAACCAAGUUUCAGCGUGAAGAUUCUCAAUUGAUAUACAGGCAUUCCUGAUUCUCGCGGAAAUUGAUACAAACUGCUUCAACGAAAGCGGGUAGUUCCGACAAAAAAUGUCGAGAAUAUGCAUGCUACUUUGCUGAUCUUCCCUUGGCCACAUGAUUAAUGGUCACAGUGCCAUCUUGAAUGUGAUAAGGAUUAGGUUGUAUGAUGAUGUCGCCUCUGGUGGUGCCCGGCAAUUACUACAUCGUUCGGCAUGAACGGAUGUAUGCCUGCUCGUUCAUCAAAAACGGGAUACAAUCUUCGUCCGAUUAGUUCAAAAAGCAACAUGUACAGUUUGCAAGGAUCACUUGGCGCCUUGAACAUCCAAUUCAAUAUCUCGGAACAAAAAACACCCAUGAGUUCUAUGGUAUUCUCACUCGACUUAUCAAAUUCUGAUGCUGCGACAAAUCCAAUGCCGCCAAACUCCGGUAAAUGAGUUCUGUUUCAUAUUUUGGGGGUGGCCCACUUGCGAAUCGUCCAGAUCACCCACGAAACACUCUAAUCUUAUAGGGUUACAUUUAACUCCCGCCAAGAGCUUUGUCUAUUAUUCUUGCAUGAUCUUUGGUUACCUUGGCACUUUAGUCUUCUAUCGCUCACAAAUGAAUUGUUUCUUUGUCCAAUUACAGCAUUCAACAUCGGGUUUGGAAAUGAGGGAACAUGCAUAGGGUGACAAACCCUCUCCUAGGAUCCAGUUACCUCGUCGAAAAUAUACCUAAGCAGAAGGUGGACUGUCUGCAGAACUGAGAAUCAUGGAAUUAGGUGCC
This is a messenger RNA of Aspergillus alliaceus, 1118 nucleotides long. RefSeq lists its product as uncharacterized. The coding region runs from base 750 to 1019 and encodes 89 amino acids. The record is from RefSeq and is a predicted model, not a curated record. Lineage: Eukaryota; Fungi; Ascomycota; Eurotiomycetes; Eurotiales; Aspergillaceae. The transcript has a single exon.